CUGACUUAAAUUUGUCGCUGAAACACGCUCGAGCAGGAAACAUCGCAGUUUUUCGGCCCGCGCGCGCUCCGAUCUUCCAUCUCGCUCGCUCCACCGCGUCGCGCUCGGUUUGUCAUAAUUUUAGUUAUUUAAGGAAGUUCAAAUUGCGCUAUUUUUUUCGCAACGGUGGCAUUUUUCGAAUUUAGAUUUAGCUCGUGUUAGGAAUUGUAGUGUUAAAGUUUCGAUUAAGUGUAGAGUGUGUUUUUUCAAAGGUUUCCGAUCGCAGCAGGCAAUGAACAGCCGUUGACCGCAUCGGAUUGCUGUGAUCAGUUUCCGGGAAGAAGAAAGUACAAUCCAAGAUGGCCGUCCUAUUUCGACCCUGGGUGCUGGCGCUGGUGACCAUCGGUCUGCUGGUCUGCCUGCUAACCAGUGCCGAUGGGUUCCGGUUACGUGACUUUGACGUGGACGAGGAUCAGCGUACGACGAUGGAGGCAUCCCGCAGGAAGAUCCAGUACCGAAAAUUAGCGGUCGAUGAGGUGGUCAAGAAGCGACUACUGGUAGAGGAGGACGAUGAAAACGAAGACGACGAUGACGACGAAGAGGUGACCGAUGACGACGAGGAUGAGGAGCGUGAAGCCGAGAGCAAGUACAAGUUUGAAAAGGUGAGACGCAGCUACCGAGCGUCACCGAAGCAGAAGCGUGAAACGGAAGCGGCCCGGAAACCGCUGGAGUCGGGCAAACCGACGCGCAAGUUCAAGCUGGAACAGGUGCGCGGGGCGAAGCUGCAGAAAAUUGUGCAACAGAGCGACGACGAUGACGAUGAUGAUGAUGAAGAGGACGACGAAUCUGAGCAACCAGAGAAAUCGAUCUUCAAUCUGUUUGGUCUGCUUGGAUCCAAGAAGGCUGUGGAAGACAAGGAAGAUGUGCCGAGCGCAAAAACUAAAGGAUCAGCAAGCAAAAAGGUUAUCGAAGAAGACGACGACGACGAUGAUGAUGAAACAGAAAGCGACAGUUGGUUAGACAAGCUAAAGGACUUGAUCGGUGGAGAUUCGGAUAGGGAUGAUGACAACGAGAAAGAGGAUCGGGAAGACGACGAAAAAUCUGGAGGUAUCUUUGGAUGGUUAAAAAGUCUCACAGAAAAGGAUGACGACGAUGAUGAUCACGAUGGAGACAAAGACGACGAUGACAACGAGGACAGAGAAAAAGAAAACCCACUAAUCAACCUGUUCAGUACUCUGCUGAACUCGGACAAGGAAGAAAGCAGCGAAGAGAUCAAGUUCCGUCCAAUCGGUGACGAAGACGAUGAUGACUCGAGCAGCAGCAAAGAAAACACCAAGAAACCGUCCAAAUUCGUACAAAUGCUAAACCAAAGCCCUCUAAACUCCCUCUUCAAAUCCGACGACCUUCCGGAGGAAGCGGCCAUCCCAACCGAUCCCAAGAAGGUCAAAAAGCUACAGCAAACCCCCUCCAAGGUGGUCAAACAGCGCAUCGAGAUCUCCCCCGAGGACUUUGAGUCCCUUCUCCUGCGCAUCCCAUCGUUCGUGCCGGACUACUCGCGCCUCAAGAACAACGAAUGCCGCCGCCAGGGCCAGAUCUUCCAGCGUCAGCUGCGCGGCAAGCGGCUGUGGGCACUGCAGAUGAUCGACGCCAGCGCGAAGGUAACGUCCGGCCUGCUUCGCGGAAACGCCAACCAGCUGGGGGAUUACGACCUGUGCACCGGCAUCGCCACCAAGGUCAAGGUCAAGGAGGAUGAACAGGUGCGCAUGAGGGGCAAGUACUGCCUGGCGCACGUGGAUGUGGUGGCGGAAGAUGACGACCUGAAGCUGCCGGUGCACCUGCUGCAGGGCAGAGGAUUCAUCAAGAGCACGCUGAACGAUCCGGACCACUUCCUGCCGCGCUUCACCACCAUCAACUGGGGCAUCUGUCUGCCGGCGGCGUGCAGCUUCGAGGACGCCGGCAGCAUCGUGAAGAACUUUGUCAAGCCGUACAACACCACCGGCAUCAAGUUGUUCCUGGAGAUCGAGGAGGGCAACUGUCACGUGCGCCAGACCGCCGGCUGGUCGAAGCUUUUCAAGGGCAACUGGCACCUCGUGGCGGCACUAGGCUUCUACACCUUCGUCCUGGUGGUCACCGUUGUAGCUUCGCUGAACGACUUUGGCGUCAUCAAGAUCGAGCCGCAUCCGAAACCCGCCAAACCGGAAGACGAAGCCGACUCCGCAUCCACCAGCAGCGAAGAAACGAACCUGCUCCAUCAGAUCCUUAUGUCGUUCUCGGCGAAGCGAACCGUCCGGCAGCUGUUUGGCGGAGAGGAUGAAACGCUGGCCGGCAAGGACGUCGUCGGAUGUCUGUCCGGGCUGCGAGCGAUCGCGACGGUGGUGCUGUUCUGCGCACUUCGACUGAUCCCGAUGGGCUUCCAGCCGUUUACUAACCGGAACGAGUUUACCGAGAGCUUCAACUCUCCAUGGAGCGUUGCGCUGCGGGUGUUGAUGCUGUACGCGGACGUUUACCUGGUGAUUAGCGGCUUUCUGGCGGCGUAUCACAUGGUCGGGGAGUUCCAGCAGAAGCAGAAGGUGCCGUGGUUCCGGAAGAUUGUUGGGCGGUACUUGAGAUUGACGCUCCCGCUGAUCCCGGUGCUGAUCUUCUACUCCUGGGUCUGGGAACACCUUGGCAGCGGACCGCAGUGGGGCGAUGUCGUAGUGAAGAACGCCAACCUGUGCAAGCACAACUUCUGGAACAACUUGCUGUUCAUCCAGAACUGGUACCCCGUUGAGGAGGGGUGUGCUCCACACACCUUCCAGCUGGCCAUCGAAAUGCAGCUGGCGAUCCUGGCGCCCUUCCUGCUGAUCAUCCUUACCAAAAAUCCAUUGUACGGUGUUUCCGCGUUCGUGACCCUGCACGGAGUGUCAACUGCGAUCCGCUUCGUCGACACCAACGAGGAUCGCCUAUCCCCGUACAUCUACCACGGAAUCCGACUGACCCAAAUCUACCGAACCGUGAACCUUAGCUUUUCGGAGACCCUGCACCGUGCAACUCCAUAUCUAGCCGGAUUCGGGCUUGGAUACCUGCUCCGCGAGACCCAACUUGUGAAGCACGAUCGUGGCAUCAACCUUUCUGGUUGGAUCGGCGCAGCUAUCGCGUUCGGUUGGUGCUUCGCUUUCCCGCUGGACACCGCCGAAAAGGACUUCCAGUUUGAUCUGGCCGACGCUGCCCAGUACUCGGCACUGGCCCCACUCUCGUUUGCCCUGGCGAUCUGCUGGGUCAUCUACUAUUGCGUUACCAAUACGGACUGCUUGCUUAAUCGCUUCCUCAGCUGCAAGCUGAUGAUCUUCCUGAGCAAGAUCUCCUACUCGGUUUCUCUCAUCCAGUUCCUGGUGUUCUUUUACUUUGCCGGAACGACGCGCGGCAGCGAAGUGUUCAGCUUUGCCGGGUACAUCAACCGUACCGAGAUCUUCCUGUUGCUAAUCGGAGCAACCGUCCUAACCUUACUGUACGAUCUUCCCAUCCAGAACAUUAAGCUGACCCUCGAUCGUUCCGGGAUCUUUGACCGCAUGGAGAAGAAGGACACCACCGAAAUUGUACUCAAAGAAGACGAAGUCACGCAGAACGGAACGGCCGAAAAGGCACCGCUGGAGAAUGGACACUCAGUGAUGGAAUCGGAGGAAACGAAAGCGGAUCCUGAACCGGACUUUGUGAGUCCGUUUGAUGACAAAAAUGAUGAUGAUAUUGGACCAAGGAUGAGCUGGAAGCGGGAAACGACACCGGAACCGGUGUCGGCUUCACCCACCAAAAGCUUCUGGGAUGACAUCGAGGAGAGUGAUGCCCCCAAAUCAACCUUCAAGGCCCCGUCCCCGGUAAAGGUUUCGAAAGAAGAAGAGGAGGUUAUCGAAGAGGAAGCCGAAGAAGAAGAAGAAGCCGAAGAGGAGGAGGCUGAAGAAGAGGAGGAGGAGGAGGAGGAGGAAGAAGACGAAGAAAAGGAAGUGAUCAGAAGACCUGCCGGAGGAGUCCAGUCGCAAUCGCCAACUCGAACCACGAGCGUUUCGCCUCCUCCGAAAAAGGAGGAACCCAAGCCGGAAGUGGUUGCUGAGCCGAGCCCUCCAAGCACCCCAAGCCCACCGUUUAGGAGACACCAGUGGAGACGAAAUUGGGACGAUUAAUUGAUGGUUUUCGAAGAAAUAUUAGCAAGAAGCAAAAGACACUGAAACAAGCGACAACGUUAGAUUAGGUUUUUGUUUUGUGUUUUGUUUUAUUAUUACGGCAAAUGAUCACGUUUUUUUAGAUGAGGUUAAAUCUGGACAAUUGUUGAGCUAUUUACAAAUCUUGAUCAAUGCUUAAAAACGAACAAAUACAAUCUGGAAAAGAAA
Culex pipiens pallens (northern house mosquito) is the source of this 4340-nucleotide messenger RNA. RefSeq lists its product as uncharacterized. NCBI's taxonomy places the organism in Eukaryota, Metazoa, Arthropoda, Insecta, Diptera, Culicidae. The record is from RefSeq and is a predicted model, not a curated record. The transcript has 6 exons. Bases 339 to 4133 code for a protein of 1264 amino acids. Gene Ontology annotation, molecular function: acyltransferase activity, transferring groups other than amino-acyl groups.